Tetrahymena thermophila SB210 is the source of this 1004-nucleotide messenger RNA. RefSeq names its product surface protein. The annotation marks the transcript as partial. The record is from RefSeq and is a predicted model, not a curated record. The transcript has 2 exons. Lineage: Eukaryota; Ciliophora; Oligohymenophorea; Hymenostomatida; Tetrahymenidae.
CUAAUUGUAAAACCUAAACAUCUGAAAGUUAAUGCUCAGAAUGUGUUUCAGGGUAUGUUUUAAUUAAUAAUUAAUGCUUCAAAUAAAUAGCUAAUUGUAAAACCUAAUAAUCUGAUACUUAAUGCUCAGAUUGUGUUUCAGGCUAAUUGUAAAACCUAAACAUCUGAAAGUUAAUGCUCAGAAUGUGUUUCAGGGUAUGUUUUAACUAAUAAUUAAUGCUCCCAAUAAAUAGCUAAUUGUAAAACCUAAUAAUCUGAUACUUAAUGCUCAGAUUGUGUUUCAGGGUAUGUUUUAAUUAGUAAUUAAUGCUUCAAAUAAAUAGCUAAUUGUAAAACCUAAACAUCUGAAAGUUAAUGCUCAGAAUGUGUUUCAGGGUAUGUUUUAACUAAUAAUUAAUGCUUCAAAUAAAUAUCUAAUUGUAAAACCUAAUAAUCUGAAAGUUAAUGCUCAGAAUGUGUUUCAGGGUAUAUUUUAAUUAAUAAUUAAUGCUCCCAAUAAAUAGCUAAUUGUAAAACCUAAUAAUCUGAUACUUAAUGCUCAGAAUGUGAUUCAGGGUAUGUUUUAACUAAUAAUUAAUGCUUCAAAUAAAUAACUAAUUGUAAAACCUAAACAUCUGAAAGUUAAUGCUCAGAAUGUGUUUCAGGGUAUGUUUUAAUUAGUAAUUAAUGCUACUAAUAAAUAGCUAAUUGUAAAACCUAAAUAUCUGAAAGUUAAUGCUCAGAAUGUGUUUCAGGGUAUAUUUUAACUAAUAAUUAAUGCUCCUAAUAAAUAGCUAAUUGUAAAACCUAAUAAUCUGAUACUUAAUGCUCAGAAUGUGUUUCAGGGUAUGUUUUAAUUAGUAAUUAAUGCUUCAAAUAAAUAGCUAAUUGUAAAACCUAAACAUCUGAAAGUUAAUGCUCAGAAUGUGUUUCAGGGUAUGUUUUAACUAAUAAUUAAUGCUUCAAAUAAAUAUCUAAUUGUAAAACCUAAUAAUCUGAUACUUAAUGCUCAGAUUGUGUUUCAGG